AUGAGUGAACAGCUGAAGUUCAUCGUUGAACAGCUCAACAAGGACCCGUUCAAGAAAAACUUCAACCUCAUCACGUUUGACUCCCUCGAACCGAUGCAGCUGCUGCAGGUUUUAAACGAUGUUCUGGCUGAAAUAGACCCAAAGCAAGCUAUAGAUAUCCGUGAAGAACUGCCUGAACAAACCAUAAAGAGAAUGUGUGCUCUGCUGGGGAUGCUGAAGUACAAACCGCCUGGCAACCUCUCUGAUGUGAGCAGCUUCCGACAGGGCCUGGUGAGCGGCAGUAAGCCCGUGGUGCACCCGAUCCUCCACUGGCUGCUGCAGAGGCUCCCCGAGCUCAGGAAAAGGGCUUAUUUGGCUCGCUUUCUAGUCAAGCUGGAGGUGCCUGCGGAGUUUCUGCAGGAUGAUGUUAUCAACGACACCUCUCAUCAGUAUGAAGAGCUGGUGGAAGGUUUUAAGACGUAUCACAAGGAGUGUGAGCUGCUGAGGACUUCAGGCUUCUCCACGGCAGAAAUCAGAAGGGACAUCAGUGCGAUGGAGGAAGAGAAAGACCAACUCAUCAAACGUGUGGACAGGCUGAAGAAGAGGGUGGAGUCAGUGUCCAACCAUCAGCGGAUGCUGGAGCAGGCCAGACAGCUGCGGGUGGAGAAGGAGCGAGAGCAGUCACUGACGCACCAGAAGCAAGAACAGAAGAAUCAACUGUUCCAGGCGGAGCAGAGGCUGCAGAGAUCGCAGCAGCAGUUGAAGGAUUUGCGACAGGCUGCAGCCGAUGCCAAUCCAGAAAGCUUAAUGAAGAGGCUUGAAGAGGAGAUUAAGAUCAACUCCUACAUGGUCUCCGAGAAACUCCCCAAAGAGCUGGAGGGUAUGAGGCGCACAGUGCAGUACCUGCAGAAGAUAGGGUCAGAGCCUGCCAUGGGCCAGGCCGACCUCCAGGAGCUGGAGGACAAGAUUAAAGAAGCUGAUUCUCAGAUUAACCAGCUGAUUGAGAAGAGGAUGAUGAGGAACGACCCCAUGGAUGACAAACUGACCCUUUACAGACAGCAGGCCUCCAUCAUCAUUCGAAGGAAGGAGUCAAAGGCGGAGGAGCUGCAGGAAGCGAGGGAGGAGUUGGCCACUGCAGAGAGGGAGCUGAGGCAGAGGAGCAGCCAGGCACAAGCCUCCGAUGGGGGAGAGGUCGUCCGGGGGGAUGAGCUGAAACGUUUGGUGGGGAAACUUCGCAGCAAGGGAACCAUGUACAAGAAGAAACGUCAGGACAUCUCUGAGCUGAAGGCAGAAUACGGAGUCCUGCAGCGCACGGAGGAGGUUCUCAAGCAGAGACAUGAAGGCGUGCAACACAAACUGCAAACUAUGGAAGCUGAGAAGGGCAUCUCCGGCUACAGCGACACUCAGGAGGAGCUGGAGAGGGUGUCGGCCAUCAAGAGCGAGCUGGACGAGAAGAAGGGCCGCACGCUGGACGACAUGUCUGACAUGGUGAAGAGAUUAAACUCUAUGAUAGUGGAGAAGAAGUCGGCGCUCGCCCCCAUUAUAAAAGAGCUGCGGUCACUGAGGCAGCGGUGUCAGGAACUGAACCAGGAGUAUGAGGAAAAGAAGGCGCAAUAUGAAAGUUGUACUGCUGGUUUGGAGAGCAACAGAUCUAAAUUGGAGCAGGAAGUGAAAGCUUUGAGAGAGGAGACAUCGCAGGAGGAAAACCGAUAUCAUUACAUCAACUCCAUGUCAGAGAUCAUUGAGAUGCAAAUACGGCGUGCGGCUGAAGAGAUGAAGGCCUAUGUGUCCUCUGAUCCACAAGAGAAGAAGAAGGCCAUCAGGGAAGUGUACAUGAAGAACAUCUCAGAACAGGAGUUACUUGGCAAGAAGUUGCGUGAGAAGCAGAAGAUGGUGAGGGAGAGCCACGGCGCCAACAUGGAGCAGAUGAAAAUGUGGCGUGACCUGGAGACGCUGAUGGAGUGCAAGAGGCAGUGCUUCAUACGAGCCCAGAGCCAGGCGUCCAUCGGUCAGGUCAUCCAGGAGGGAGGCGAGGACCGGCUGGUGCUGUGAGGACGCUCAGGCAAAGGUCACGCUGCAGAGUUCAAGUUUAUGUUCUAUAUUCUACCUUUCACCAAACUGUCUGUCUGUUACACCCUGCCAGUCCAGUGUCGCUUUAAACUUUACCUUGUUCAAGCUCUUUCUAUGACCUGUAUAAUGCGUUAUAAGUAUGUUUUAUAAUGCGUUAUAAGUAUGUUUAUAGUGCGUUAUUAGUAU
Cottoperca gobio is the source of this 2235-nucleotide messenger RNA. RefSeq names its product intraflagellar transport 81 homolog (gene ift81). Gene Ontology annotation, biological process: intraciliary transport; cilium assembly. The record is from RefSeq and is a predicted model, not a curated record. Gene Ontology annotation, cellular component: ciliary basal body; intraciliary transport particle B. The transcript has 18 exons. NCBI's taxonomy places the organism in Eukaryota, Metazoa, Chordata, Actinopteri, Perciformes, Bovichtidae. Gene Ontology annotation, molecular function: tubulin binding. The coding region runs from base 1 to 2031 and encodes 676 amino acids.